AUGAUAGAGACGUGGGAUAUUGUGUGUCUUCCUGGAGAGGAAACCACCAUGAAAAAGACUACAGUUGGCCUCAAACGACUCCAUGCGACCAAAAAUGACAAUUAUACGGUUGUACCUCAAUGGAUAAUUGUUAUGUACAAUAAAGAGUUCUUUGGGAACUGCAUGGCUCACCCGAACACAAAGAAGAACGAGGUGGAUCGUUUUUGCAUUGAUUGUCUCUCGUCUUUGUGCUGUCACUGUCUUCCGUUUCACACUCGCCACAGAUAUGUUAAGAUUCGUCGAUACGUCUAUAACGAUGUGAUCAAUCGCCAUGAUUUGAGCAAACUCUUCAACUGUUCCGGCAUUCAAACUUAUCAUACAAAUAAAACCAAAGUCCUGUUCUUGAAACAAAGGAAUCCUCAUCAACAACAACAACCGCAACAAAUUAAUUCAAAGGAUUAUGGUUGCAUUAUUUGUGACAGAAAUCUACAAGAUAAUUCACUCUAUUGUAGUAUUGCAUGCAAGGUCAAUGAAGAUGAGGAUAAAGAAUACUUGACACCACCAUCGCCCAAGAGGCAAAAACAAAAGCGAUCAAGAAAAGGGAUUCCACUAAGGGCUCCAAUGCUGUGA
Pistacia vera is the source of this 609-nucleotide messenger RNA. RefSeq lists its product as uncharacterized. The transcript has 5 exons. The record is from RefSeq and is a predicted model, not a curated record. The coding region runs from base 1 to 609 and encodes 202 amino acids. NCBI's taxonomy places the organism in Eukaryota, Viridiplantae, Streptophyta, Magnoliopsida, Sapindales, Anacardiaceae. Gene Ontology annotation, molecular function: zinc ion binding.